This is a messenger RNA of Didymosphaeria variabile, 624 nucleotides long. RefSeq lists its product as uncharacterized. Lineage: Eukaryota; Fungi; Ascomycota; Dothideomycetes; Pleosporales; Didymosphaeriaceae. The record is from RefSeq and is a predicted model, not a curated record. Bases 1 to 624 code for a protein of 207 amino acids. The transcript has a single exon.
AUGAGCAUGCGCCCUCGCCUCCACUCCUUCGCCUCCGACCCGGACGCCGACUCGGUGGUAUCUCUCGACGGCCACAGCACGGGUGACGAACUGGGUCCAUCUCUUCACGCUGGCGGACGACCCCUCCCCGCCGUCAGGCACGUCAGGCCCGUCAGGCCCAUCCAGCGCCUCCCCCUCGACCGCCACAAUCCCAACUCCCGUCCUGACCUCGUCUCCAACAUCACCGCUACCUUCAACGCGAGGCUCGCACAGGCAAAACGCGACUAUGCAGAUCGCAAAGAUGCCCUCGAGCGCAAGUAUGGCCGGCAUAUACCGGCGGAGAUAUUUGAGCGGGCGUACAGUGACCAUGUGGCGAGGAAGUACGAUAUUAAGAAGACGUUUGGGAAGGUGAUGCUGAGUUACGGCUAUGGGGAGGAGGAGGAGGAGGAGGAGGAGGAGGAGGAGGAGGAGGAUGAGGGGAGGAAGAUGACGAGGGGGAAGAUGACGACGAGGAGUACACAUACGGUGGAACGCACGGGAAGUAUACGCAAUGGCUUCCGAACGACCACGACGUUCCCUCCGACACGGGAGAGGCGUGGGAAAUGGCCCGCAGAAAGGAGAUGUGGGCUACUUCUCUUCGCUUAG